Molecule: messenger RNA, 1035 nt
Organism: Exaiptasia diaphana
Lineage: Eukaryota; Metazoa; Cnidaria; Anthozoa; Actiniaria; Aiptasiidae
Product: carbohydrate sulfotransferase 11-like
Exons: 2
Coding region: 37-939 (300 amino acids)
Biological process (GO): carbohydrate biosynthetic process
Cellular component (GO): membrane
Molecular function (GO): sulfotransferase activity
Source: RefSeq, a predicted model, not a curated record
AAACUUUACUGGCUUUUGAUUUAAUGAUUAGAUUCAAUGUCUCUGAUGGAAAAAUCUGCAAGAAACAGACACGAGACAGAAAAAGCCGCCUCUCUAAACACCAACAAAGUAAAUCGCAAAUAUUGUCCAAAGCAAAGCAUCCACAUUGAUUCAAAGAGACUGGAGCAGCUCAAACUUCAACAAAGACUCAAAACAAUAUUCGUUGACGAUAAAAACAAGGUGCUGUUUUGCUAUGUGCCGAAGGUAGCGAGCGGGAACUGGAAACGAGUAUUUCUGAUACUUACCAACAAAUAUUCGAACAUAUCCAUGAUCUCAACAACCGCUGCUCACGAAAAAUCGUUACUUCCUUGCCUUGGGGAUCUCCCAGUUGAACAAAUCCGUGAUAAAAUUCAAAAUUACCGCASUUAUGUUAUGGUCCGAGAACCGAUGGAGAGACUKUUAUCMGCUUACAUUAACAAAAUCCACUCCGACAGAACAGGGAAGUUCCAAAGAUUAUUUGGCGCGAAAAUGCUCAAAUACACAAAAUACAAAGCAUWCAUCCAAGGAGAAGGAAAAUGGAAUGUUACUUUUGAAGAAUUUAUUCGCUUUUUGACGAACGAAUCUGAAAAGGACGCGUUUGAGCUCCAUUGGGAUAGAAUUUCUGAAUUUUGUCAUCCUUGUUUGUUGGACUUCGACUUUGUUGGUCGUUAYGAAGCCCUUUCCCGUGAUGCAGCGCGUAUCAUCAAAAUGAUCGACCCGGACAGCAAUGUAACAUUUCCAGGUUAUCAAGUUAGUAGGUUGUACAAGAGCGCRAGAUCAAAGAUGGUGGAUUAUUUUAAGACUAUAACUCGAAGUCAGCUAGAAAAAUUAUUAGAAUUAUAUAAGAAGGAUUAUUUGCUCUUUGGCUACUCUCUUCCUAAAUAUCUGUUUAAAGUUGUUCAAAACGAAACGAUUCGUUAACUGAACAUUAAUGUAUGCUAUAUACCAUGUAUGUAAGAGUAUCCUUUGCACAAAAUGCAUGGCGGUAGCCUCAGAGGCAAUUCCGUMUUAAUCUAC